AUGCCGCAAGACGGUGGAGUACAAGUUACGGCUGAAAGCCUCGUACACAAAGUCGCUGUUCGCGUACCCCCCUUCUGGAACGACGAACCGGAACUAUGGUUCGCACAAUUAGAGGGCCAAUUUACGAUUAGCGGAAUUACCCAAGAUUCCACUAAAUAUUCAUACGCUCUAUCGCAAUUAAAUUCAAAUCAAAUCAAAGAGAUUAAAGACGUAAUCACUCAGCCUCCCGCGGCCGAGAAAUAUGAAUCGGUGAAGCAAGCGCUCAUACAGCGAAUGUCUGUCUCCCAAGAACAGCGCACACUACAGCUCUUAGAGCUAGAGGAGUUAGGAGAUCGCAAACCAUCACAAUUUUUGCGACAUCUCCGUACCCUGGCCGGAAAUAAUGUUCCAGAUUCUCUUUUACGCACGCUCUGGCUGGGAAGACUUCCACAACAGGCUCAGAUGAUUCUAGCCACCAGGACCGACGACUGUCUUAACGAUGUAGCAGUGCAAGCCGAUCGCAUCCACGAGAUGACCAACAAGGCAGUGGUAGCUUCUACGUCCGCACCUGCGGCAACCUCUCUCGAAGCAAGAGUAGAGGCUUUAACAAAACAAGUUGCUUCUCUCACCACGCAUCUUUCCCGAGACAAGAAACGGGAUAAGAAAUCCGAAAGAAAACGGAGCCGAAGUCGCAGCCAGAAGCCGACAAAGAGCACAGACAAUGAGAAGCACUGUUAUUAUCACAACAGAUUCGGCGAGAAAGCUAAGAAAUGCACUCAGCCAUGCACCUACAAAUCGGAAAACGAAAAGGGGAGUCACUAG
Messenger RNA from Vollenhovia emeryi, 801 nucleotides. RefSeq lists its product as uncharacterized. The record is from RefSeq and is a predicted model, not a curated record. The coding region runs from base 1 to 801 and encodes 266 amino acids. NCBI's taxonomy places the organism in Eukaryota, Metazoa, Arthropoda, Insecta, Hymenoptera, Formicidae. The transcript has a single exon.